GUUCCUCCCACCGUAGCCGGUUUCUAGACUCACUGCCCCCGCCCCUGCGGGCAGGACUCUGCAGACCGUAGGCUCCAGGGCCGUUACCAUUGUUCUUCGAGGCUGGGCGGCAGGAGAGGACCCUCGCAGACCAGACCUCGCCUCUGGUCUCUCCUUCCGCCCCGCAUCCCGGCGGCCGCGAGCCUCGGAAGCCCCCCUCGCCGAGCUUUCCCGAGGAAGCAAGUCAGCCCCAGAGCUCUCCCGAACGGCGCCGAAGACGCCCCCGAGUGUUUACGAAGAAUCCCGACCGCUAGUAGUCUACGGAAAGAGCCGAAGGGGCCUCCCACCCUCGGCCUACCGAGCCAUUCCGAAAAGGCCCGAAGUUUGCCGAGCGGCCGUCCUGCCGGACUGCUGGAGGCGGCCGUAGCGCCAUGUUGGAUGCUCUGCUCCUUGAGUGAAGAAAAUCCGCCGGCAUCGCUUGAGCCCCGCUACCGAGAAGGGCGCCGCUUCCCCCGGGGAGGGGGAUAAAGACCCCCCGCCGCCGGCCCAUGAGGAUAUUGCCGUGAAAGGUCCGGUCUCUUCGCCUCCUGCCCCCGCCGGGUCCGGCCCCCCCCCUGGGGUCGCGUUGUCACGGAGACCGGCAGCCGGUGGUGCUGGCCCGCGGGGCGGCUGCUGCUGCCGGCGGCGGCGGCGGCGGCGGCGGCGGCGGCGGCGGGCGUGUGUGACCGGCCCCGGCCCCCUCCUUCUCCUCCUCCCAGCCUCCCCCUGGCCCCCCGCUCCCGCCGCCUCCCCGGGUCUGCCCCCAUCCCGCCCCUCCGCCGCCCCCGGCCCCUGCACCCCGGCGCGCCUGGUCCCGCUCUGGGGGGGUUGGUGGCUUCGCUUUGCCAUGAGUUUACCGCAGAAACCGGCUCUGAAAUCAGGCUCAGCGGCUGCAGCAGGAACCGGACCCGGCACCGGAGCGGCGGCGGCGGCGGCAGCGGUACCGCCUCCUCACCCGGCGGCGGCAGCAGCAGCGGCGGCGGCGGCGGCGGCGGCAGCGGCCCCUCCUCACCCGAACAUCAGGGCCCUCCAGACCCAGGCGCCCCAACAAAUCCCUAGAGGACCUGGGCAGCAGCCCCUGGAGGACCGGAUCUUCGCACCCGCAGUCUCGGCGGUGUACAGCGCGGUAGCAAGACAGCCAGGACCCCCGACCCCUUCCCCUUAUGCAGCACAUGAAAUAAACAAGGGGCAUCCAAAUCUUGCGGCAACGCCCCCGGGACAUGCAUCGUCCCCUGGCCUCUCUCAAACCCCUUAUCCCUCUGGACAGAAUGCAGGUCCUACCACGUUGGUAUACCCUCAAGCCCCUCAGACAAUGAAUUCGCAACCUCAAACCCGUUCUCCGCCCAGCAGAACAGUGCCAAUACAUUGCACAGACAACUGGAAGAGGAGGAAGGUUUUGGAACAGACUCCCGUUUACAGGUCCUUGGCUGGAAGAGGCUGGAUAAAAUACUGCAUUUUUGCAGCGGGGCCUCGACCUGCCCAUCAUCAGGGAGGAUUCAGACCUAUCCAGUUUUUCCAGAGGCCUCAAAUACAGCCUCCUAGAGCUACCAUCCCGAACAGCAGUCCUUCUAUUCGUCCUGGUGCACAGACCCCCACUGCAGUAUAUCAGGCCAAUCAGCACAUCAUGAUGGUUAACCAUCUGCCCAUGCCGUACCCAGUGCCCCAGGGUCCUCAGUACUGUAUACCACAGUACCGUCAUAGUGGUCCUCCUUAUGUUGGGCCCCCUCAACAAUAUCCAGUUCAACCACCGGGGCCAGGUCCUUUUUAUCCUGGACCAGGACCUGGAGACUUCACCAAUGCUUACGGAACACCUUUUUAUCCAAGUCAGCCAGUUUAUCAAUCAGCACCUAUCAUAGUGGCUACCCAGCAGCAGCCCCCUCCAGCCAAGAGAGAGAAAAAAACAAUAAGAAUUAGGGAUCCAAACCAGGGAGGUAAAGACAUAACAGAAGAGAUUAUGUCUGGAGGUGGCAGCAGAAAUCCUACUCCACCCAUUGGGAGACCCACAUCCACACCUACUCCUCCCCAGCAGCUGCCCAGCCAGGUCCCCGAGCACAGCCCUGUGGUUUAUGGGACUGUGGAGAGCGCUCAUCUUGCUGCCAGCACCCCUGUCACUGCAGCUAGCGACCAGAAGCAAGAGGAGAAGCCAAAACCAGAUCCAGUGUUAAAGUCUCCUUCCCCAGUGCUUAGGCUAGUCCUUAGUGGGGAAAAGAAAGAACAACUGGGCCAGAUGUGUGAGACUACUGCAGCAGUGUCCAUACCAGAGCUUCCUCUGCCUCCAUCACCAGCUGCUGUUUCUCCAAUUGCCCGAAGUUCAAUUGCUUCCCCCACUUCUGCUGCUCUUAGUAGCCAGCCAAUAUUCACCACUACUCUAGAUGACAGAUGCGACCUCUCCUCCUCAAAAGAAGAUACAGUUCCUGUACCCAGCCUCACAUCUUGCACAGAAACAUCAGGCCCUUCGCAAACUGAUGUAAUUGAUGAUGACAUAUGCAAGAAAUCUUGUAGUGUAGCUCCUAAUGAGAUUCCACUAAUUUCUAGUACUAACCUAAUUAAUGAGAUGAAUGGAGUUAGUGAAAAAUUACCAGCCAUGGAGAGCAUUGUGGAAUUAGUAAAACAGGAGGUGUUGCCAUUGACUCUUGAAUUGGAGAUUCUGGAAAAUCCCCCAGAAGAAAUGAAAGUGGAAUGUGUUUCAGCUCCCAUCACCCCUUCUACAAUUCCUUCCUUUUCUCCAUCUCCUCCAACUCCUCCUGCUUCUCCUCCUCCCACACCAGUCAUUGUUCCUGCUGCUGCCACUGAUGUUGGUGCUGCUGGUGCUCCCACUGCAGUCCACAGAGUCUUAGAAGAGGAUGCGGGCAUAAGAACUUGCUUUAGUGAAGAUGUAAAAGAGAUUCAGAACAAAACAGAGAUAGAAGCAGAUGGGCAAACAGAAGAGAUUGUGGAGUCUCAGAACUUAAGUUCAAGAAAGAGCCCUGCCCCAGCUCAGACAGCUAUAACUGCACCAAAGAUGUGGAAGAAACCAAAAGAUCGGACCCGAACCACUGAAGAGGUGUUAGAAGCAGAAUUGGAGCUUACAGUUGAAGAGGAACUUUCAGGUGACAAAAUACUUGAAUCUGAGCAGGAUAAAAUGAGCCAAGGGUUUCAUCCUGAGAGAGAUUCCUCAGACCUAAAAAAAGUGAAAGCUGUGGAAGAAAAUGGAGAAGAAGCUGAGCCUGUACGUAAUGGUGCUGAGAGUGUUUCUGAGAGUGAAGGAAUAGAUGCUAAUUCAGGCUCCACUGAUAGUUCUGGUGAAGGGGUCACAUUCCCAUUUAAACCAGAAUCCUGGAAGCCUGCUGAUACUGAAGGCAAGAAGCAGUAUGACAGGGAGUUUUUGUUGGACUUUCAGUUCAUGCCAGCCUGUAUACAGAAACCAGAGGGUCUGCCUCCCAUCAGUGAUGUAGUCCUUGACAAGAUCAACCAACCCAAAUUGCGAACUCUAGACCCUCGGGUUUUGCCUCGAGGACCAGAUUUUACUCCAGCCUUUGCAGAUUUUGGAAGGCAAAGCCCUGGUGGAAGAGGUGUAUCUAUUUGCAAAGUGCAGAGCAGGCAUGGAUUGCCAAUUCUGGAACAGAGCAAAGCCCCUACUUGCACUCCACUGGCGAUGUCGCACCCACCCCUGAAGAGCCUGCCUCUAGGGUUAUUGAAUGUUGGACCACGGAGAUCUCAACCUGGCCAGAGAAGAGAGCCCAGGAAGAUCAUAACAGUCCCUGUGAAAGAGGACGUGCACCUGAAAAAGGCAGAGAAUGCCUGGAAGCCCACUCAGAAACGCGACGGCCAAGCUGAGGAUCCCGAGAACAGUAAAACCCAGGAACUUUUUAGAAAAGUUCGAAGUAUCUUAAAUAAGUUGACACCACAGAUGUUCAACCAACUGAUGAAGCAGGUGUCAGGACUUACUGUUGACACAGAGGAGCGGCUGAAAGGAGUCAUUGACCUGGUCUUUGAGAAGGCUAUUGAUGAACCCAGCUUCUCCGUGGCUUACGCAAACAUGUGUCGAUGUCUAGUAACGCUGAAAGUACCCAUGGCAGACAAGCCUGGGAACACAGUGAAUUUCCGGAAGCUGCUAUUGAACCGUUGCCAGAAGGAGUUUGAAAAAGAUAAAGCAGAUGAUGAUGUCUUUGAGAAGAAGCAGAGAGAACUCGAGGCUGCCAGUGCUCCAGAGGAGAGGACAAGGCUUCAUGAUGAACUGGAAGAAGCUAAGGACAAAGCCCGGCGGAGAUCCAUUGGUAACAUCAAGUUCAUUGGGGAACUCUUUAAACUCAAGAUGCUGACUGAAGCCAUCAUGCAUGACUGUGUGGUGAAGCUGCUGAAGAACCAUGAUGAAGAAUCCCUAGAGUGCCUGUGUCGCCUGCUCACCACCAUUGGCAAAGAUCUGGAUUUUGAGAAAGCAAAGCCACGUAUGGACCAGUAUUUUAAUCAGAUGGAGAAAAUUGUGAAAGAAAGAAAAACCUCAUCUAGGAUUCGAUUCAUGCUUCAGGAUGUGAUAGACCUACGGCUGUGUAAUUGGGUAUCUCGAAGAGCAGACCAAGGGCCUAAAACUAUUGAGCAGAUUCACAAAGAGGCUAAAAUAGAAGAACAAGAAGAGCAGAGGAAGGUCCAACAGCUCAUGACCAAAGAGAAGAGAAGACCAGGUGUCCAGAGAGUGGAUGAAGGUGGGUGGAACACUGUACAAGGGGCCAAGAAUAGUCGGGUACUGGACCCCUCAAAAUUCCUGAAAAUCACUAAGCCCACAAUUGAUGAGAAAAUUCAGCUGGUACCUAAAGCACAGUUGGGCAGUUGGGGAAAAGGCAGCAGCGGUGGAGCAAAGGCAAGCGAGACUGAUCCCUUACGGUCAAGUGCUUCCAGCUUAAACAGAUUCUCUGCUUUACAACCUCCAGCACCCUCAGGGUCUACAUCCACACCUUUAGAGUUUGAUUCCCGGCGGACCUUAACCAGUCGUGGAAGCACAGGCAGGGAGAAGAAUGACAAACCCCUUCCACCUGCAACAGCUCGUCCGAACACUUUCAUAAGGGGCAGCAGCAGUAAAGACCUGUUAGACAAUCAGUCUCAAGAAGAGCAACGAAGAGAGAUGCUAGAGACUGUGAAACAGCUUACAGGAGGCAUGGAUGUGGAAAGGAACAUCGCUGAGGCUGACCGGAGCAAAGCCAGGGAGUCAGUAGUGAAACCAGAAAUUCCAACAACAUCAGCCCCUGACAAGCCCUCAUUGUCAGAAGAGGAAAUGGAGAGGAAGUCCAAAUCUGUCAUUGAUGAAUUUCUACACAUUAAUGAUUUUAAGGAAGCCAUGCAGUGUGUGGAGGAGCUGAAUGCCCAGGGCCCGCUACACGUGUUUGUGAGAGUGGGGGUUGAGUCCACCCUGGAAAGGAGCCAAAUCACCAGGGAUCACAUGGGCCAGUUACUGUAUCAACUGGUACAGUCGGAGAAGCUCAGCAAGCAGGACUUUUUCAAAGGCUUUUCAGAAACAUUGGAAACAGCAGAUGACAUGGCCAUUGAUAUUCCUCAUAUUUGGUUGUACCUUGCUGAACUGGUAACUCCCAUGUUAAAAGAAGGCGGAAUCUCCAUGCGAGAACUUAUCAUAGAAUUUUGCAAACCUUUACUUCCUGUUGGAAGAGCUGGAAUCUUGCUUUCUGAAAUAUUGCACCUUCUAUGCAAACAAAUGAGCCAUAAGAAAGUGGGAGCCCUAUGGAGGGAGGCUGACCUCAGCUGGAAGGACUUUUUACCAGAAGGGAAAGAUGUACAUAAUUUUCUCUUGGAACAGAAGUUGGACUUUAUAGAAUCUGACAGUUCCUGUUCCUCCGAAGCACUUUCAAAGAAAGAACUCUCUGCUGAAGAGCUCUAUAAUCGACUUGAGAAGCUUAUUAUUGAGGAGAAAGCAAAUGAUGAGCAGAUCUUUGACUGGGUAGAGGCUAAUCUAGAUGAAAGCCAGAUGAGUUCACCUACAUUCCUUAGAGCUUUAAUGACAGCCGUUUGUAAAGCAGCUAUUAUAAUAGCUGACUGUUCCACCUUCCGAGUGGACACUGCUGUUAUCAAGCAGAGAGUGCCGAUCUUACUCAAGUACCUAGACUCGGAUACAGAGAAGGAACUGCAAGCACUUUAUGCACUACAAGCAUCAAUAGUCAAACUUGAUCAACCUGCCAAUUUGCUACGGAUGUUUUUUGACUGCCUGUAUGACGAAGAGGUAAUCUCCGAGGAUGCCUUCUACAAAUGGGAAAGCAGCAAGGACCCCGCAGAGCAGAAUGGGAAGGGUGUGGCCCUCAAAUCUGUCACAGCAUUCUUCACGUGGCUCCGGGAAGCGGAAGAGGAAUCGGAGGAUAACUAAAACUUCAAAUACACACAAAGAAACAAAAGAAACAAUUUAAGUAUUUUUUUAAAAAGUUUCACGUCUUCGCCAAUCACAGUGCAGCAAGGCCAAUUCUCGCAGAAACCCCCACGUGUGCACGAGUGGGAGAGGGGAAAGAGAAAAAAAGGUGAUCAUGGAGGAAAAAGGUACUGGAAAAAAGUAAACUUCAUCCUGAGGGCGGGAGCACUAAAACCAAAAUACAUGUAUUAUUUAUAGAAAAUAUUUUCUGUUAUAAUCUUUUCUUUUUAAACGAGGACUCAUACUUUUAAAAAACACAUCUGUUUAGCAAAAAAAAAAAAGUUGAGUACUUUUAAUUUAUUUUAAGGACUGCAAAUGCCAGUGUAAUUUUUUAAUUUGCAGUUUCUGUAAACAACUUGUAUAAUAGAAAAGCAGAGAAAUAAAUUUCCCUCCCCUUCAGACGCACCUCACGUUUGUUUUAAUGCAGAGUAGUUAGUCCAGAUUUAAGAAGGUUUGGGGUGAACAAGGUAAGAAAGAUUUUUUUUAAUUUUAAUUUUAUUUUAUUUCUUGGUAUCAAAUCUUUCUGCCUGCCUCUCAGCUUGCUUCAGAAAAAAAAAAAAAAUCACAAUAGUAAUUGAAACAUACAUAACCUUGGAACAGAAGGAAAUGCUGUGGACCAGAGAACUCCAAGAAUUGUUUAAAAAAAAAAAAAAAAAGUGCUACCCUUGGAAAAGUACUCUUAAUACUUUUGAAA
This is a messenger RNA of Myotis daubentonii (Daubenton's bat), 7097 nucleotides long. RefSeq names its product eukaryotic translation initiation factor 4 gamma 3 (gene EIF4G3). Gene Ontology annotation, molecular function: translation initiation factor activity; protein binding; mRNA binding. NCBI's taxonomy places the organism in Eukaryota, Metazoa, Chordata, Mammalia, Chiroptera, Vespertilionidae. Gene Ontology annotation, cellular component: eukaryotic translation initiation factor 4F complex. The record is from RefSeq and is a predicted model, not a curated record.